ACUAGUUCGACUGAGAAGUAUAACAGCCACUGGACAAGUGGAAGCGAAAAUCUCCGCACCUGCCAAGCGGUGUAGCCUACUCUCUCUGCUGUUCCUUGAACGGAAAACGGUGACGGGAGAUUUAUAUUUUUGACAGGAUCUGGCCUAGGCUCGCAUCCAGGUAUCUUCAACUUGAUAGUGAAUCGCCAGUUUUUUUUUAAAUCUCUUCGAUUUUUUUUGCGUUGCUUUUCUUUAAUGCAUUUAUUUUUGCCUGUUGCUAUUUCCUACAAGGACUGUGGCUACAUUAUUUUGUCUGAAAUUGAAUAGAGUGUCCCUCGGACUUUUAACAAAAAUGACGAUUGGACAGCAUUGACACGUUUUUAUGCUGAGCAUUGCAGGUUCUGAGGAUGGAACAGUGCUUUCGAGACGCAAUUGUGCUAAAACACAACGUUUAAAAUUCCCUAAACUAUUCACUGCUAUUACGAUUAGAUAUCGUUUUGUGGUGUAUUCAGAAUAGCCACAGAUCCAUUCGCUGUAAGGUGCCUGCUCUCCGCAAUGAGUCGGCAUGUCCAUCUGGCUGAAAAUGAAUAAUUCAGUCUUUAAUAAAAUACCCGCACUCUAUGCGUAAACAUGGAGUUUAUGAUAUAACACGGAUUAUGUUUGGAAUGACCAGAAAAAAUUCUAAAAAUGAUCUACGUUGGGUUUUUGCUCCAUAUUUCACACUGACUAUAAUUUUAAUCAAUAUCGGUGUUGUGCACUGCUUUUAUGGUUUAGUGAUAUAACAACUACUUAGACGUGUAUCCUGUACAAAAUGAUCAAGAUGAUACUGUUUCGUAAAUUUCGAGUUUUGAUACUCAUGGUGUUUUUGGUGGCGUGCACCAUGCACAUUAUGAUAGACUUGCUCCCAAAACUAGAGAAGCGAGCGGCGGGACCGGAAACCGGUAACGGUGGCUGCCAGUGCGCGCACAACCCGAGCGAGGAGGCCGGGAGCUGGGGGAAGCAACGCGUUCGGUCGGUGGCGGAACCGGGCUGGCCUAACAAACACACGCUGAGAAUCCUGCAAGAUUUUAGCAACGAGCCGAGCUCAAACCUCACGUCCCAUUCCCUGGAAAAAAUCCCUGCCGCUGGGGAGAGAGCGGAGUCUUUCAAACGAAUGAAACAGUACGACGGGGCAGCGGAUAACCAGAAGCCGCUCAUCAGAGACGCCAGCGGGGGUAAGACCGUUGCUGCGCCCGGUGUCUACCGGCUGUCGGCUCUGUUCGAACAUCCUUUAUACAAAACGGACCUGCCGACCCUCACAGACGACGACACCUUGUUCAACGUCAAUACUGACAUCAGGUUCUAUCCGAAAGCAGCGGGGAAUCAAGAAUGGCACAAUGAAGCCAACGUGGAAGAGGAGGAGUACCCCCCUACAGGGGAGGUGACAGCUGAGUCCUACCCCAACUGGCUUCGCUUCCACAUCGGUAUCAACCGCUACGAACUCUACUCCAGACACAACCCUGUCCUGGACUCCAUGCUCAAGGAUCUGGUCACCCAGAGGAUCACCAGUGUGGCCAUGAAGUCAGGAGGAACUCAACUGAAGCUCAUCAUGACUUUCCAGAACUACGGACAGGCGCUGUUCAAGCCCAUGAAGUAAGUACCAAUCGUUUGUAUAAAAUGUACAAGAAGGAUCAAGGAUGACCUACCGGACAUCUCUUCAAGUAGUGUCUGUAGUGUCUGUUGCAGAGGGAAAACAUGUUGACAAAGAAAAUACCUUCAAAGCCCCCGUUCUAUCAUCUAUUUAUGAACGUUCAUGAUAUCAUAAUACAUUGCGUUUGCCUAUUUAU
Coregonus clupeaformis (lake whitefish) is the source of this 1805-nucleotide messenger RNA. Its product is annotated as extracellular serine/threonine protein kinase FAM20C-like. The record is from RefSeq and is a predicted model, not a curated record. The transcript has 3 exons. Gene Ontology annotation, cellular component: Golgi apparatus. The coding region runs from base 791 to 1615 and encodes 274 amino acids. Gene Ontology annotation, molecular function: protein serine/threonine kinase activity. Gene Ontology annotation, biological process: protein phosphorylation. NCBI's taxonomy places the organism in Eukaryota, Metazoa, Chordata, Actinopteri, Salmoniformes, Salmonidae.